AUGGCAAAGCGGACCACCAAUGGAAACGUGCCCCUUGUCAACUGCAAUGCAGACCUCUGGUCUGGCAAGAUCGAUGUGGGCACGCCCCCUCAAACGUUUACAGUGGUGUUCGAUACUGUUAACUUCCUUCCAUCUACUGAAUGUCUUGUCAACUGUGUUGGGCAUGCACAACACGACCCUGCUGCAUCCUCGUAUGCAAAAUAUUCUGGCCAGUCGCUCAUGCUCAUGUACGGCGCUGGGGAGACAGCGGGCGAGGAGUACGUCGAUGACGUUUUUGUUGGAGGUUGCGAAAACGACUUUUUAAAGAGCACCUGCGCACUCUGUCCCUGA
Messenger RNA from Suillus plorans, 330 nucleotides. Its product is annotated as aspartic peptidase domain-containing protein. The transcript is spliced from 4 exons. Gene Ontology annotation, molecular function: aspartic-type endopeptidase activity. NCBI's taxonomy places the organism in Eukaryota, Fungi, Basidiomycota, Agaricomycetes, Boletales, Suillaceae. The coding region runs from base 1 to 330 and encodes 109 amino acids. The record is from RefSeq and is a predicted model, not a curated record. Gene Ontology annotation, biological process: proteolysis.